Galdieria sulphuraria is the source of this 833-nucleotide messenger RNA. RefSeq lists its product as uncharacterized. NCBI's taxonomy places the organism in Eukaryota, Rhodophyta, Bangiophyceae, Galdieriales, Galdieriaceae. The record is from RefSeq and is a predicted model, not a curated record. The transcript has 2 exons. Bases 137 to 679 code for a protein of 180 amino acids.
CAACUGAUCCGUCUAACUGUUGUUAAAAGAUGAGUCUAUGAUAAGAUGGAGACUUCAGAUACGGUUCCAUUUCAAAGAAGCCUUAUUGGAGAUCCUAAUCUAAUCAUCUUUUACGGGAAUUAUUGGGUUGGCGACGAUGACGGUGGACGUGUCGGAUCACCAGUUGGAACAAGAUAUUAUGAACAACUUAUCGAAACUACGAGAGACUUGGAUGGAUUGGAAUGAUUAUCAAAAGAGAACAAAUUGUAAAGUGGUUUCUUCAGAGCAAGUUAGAGAUACAAGUUUGGCUUUGAAUAUCCAACAGAGCGUAGCAAAUGAUUCUAGUCCCAAACAUUUCGUUUCUUCGGUCAAAUCUUGUAAAAUGGAAAAAAAGAUUAUCAAAAGACGAAAAAUAGUGACAAGUGAACACCCAAAAACUUUGUCCAAGUCUGAAAAGGAAGAUGCGAAAGAGUUGGACAUGUUCUGCUUUGUUCGACAACAUAGAGACGAAGUCAAACGGUUUGUAUUGCAAAACGAAAAGAGCCAAUCCAACCUUUGGAAACAAUCUUUGAUGGAACUUGGUGUUCAAGCAAAGAGAAAGUCGAAAGUUCCUUUUCCAAUAUUUCUUGGAAUGCAACGAAAGCAAAAGAAGAGAAGAGCUCGUUUGUUGUCCAAAAAUGGUUCAACUGCUAGAAAGUAAUACUUUCUAUUCGGAUGACGUGUGAUAUUUGGUAUAGAACGGUUGGAUAGAGUUGGUUACUAAGAUGGUUUUAUUGUUGUAUUUUAUCUCACGGACAAUAGAAAAUGCAUCGACAAUAUUUUCAAUGAAUUGUACAUUCGGAUCAUUUAAGAUU